This is a messenger RNA of Neoarius graeffei (lesser salmon catfish), 1975 nucleotides long. RefSeq names its product endothelin 2 (gene edn2). Gene Ontology annotation, biological process: regulation of systemic arterial blood pressure by endothelin; vein smooth muscle contraction; intracellular calcium ion homeostasis. Gene Ontology annotation, molecular function: endothelin B receptor binding; hormone activity. Gene Ontology annotation, cellular component: extracellular region. The transcript has 5 exons. NCBI's taxonomy places the organism in Eukaryota, Metazoa, Chordata, Actinopteri, Siluriformes, Ariidae. The coding region runs from base 92 to 610 and encodes 172 amino acids. The record is from RefSeq and is a predicted model, not a curated record.
CAUUGCCUCUCGCAAGAGCACUGAGAAAUCAACACACAGUAAACCUGUGCACGUUGCUUUCUGUGGAUUUAACGCACUUGUUGAAGUCUUGAUGAUGGAUCUCUCUCUGCACACCGUUCUGCUGAUCUCAGCCACAUUCUGUGUAUUUGUGCAAGAAGGAUUCGGAUUACCCGUCUUCCAACCAUCAGAAACCCAGAGCUCUUUGGCAAGGGUUCGCACCAAACGCUGCUCCUGCAGUAACUGGUUGGAUAAGGAAUGCAUCUACUUUUGCCACUUGGACAUAAUCUGGGUCAACACGCCUAGUAAGAUCACCCCGUAUGGCCUCGGAAGUCCUCUGUCUCGUCGUCGGCGCUCCACCGGCCGUUGUGAAUGUGCCAACCCCAAUGAUCCUACCUGUUCCUCUUUCUGCCACACCAGCUCCAUGGACCCAGGCCUUGUAGUUGUCAGUCCACUUGAUCCUGAAGUGGGCCAUGUGUAUAAAGCUGACAAAGAUCUCCUCACAUAUUUCAGGCAAGUAGCCAAGGCUAAUCUCAUCGCAGCCAAGCAUUCUGCUGUCUCAAGAAAAAAACUGCUCAAGACCAACAACCAGUCAGAGAAAGAUGCAAAGUGAUAAAUAACAAAGGAUCCCAGUCUUCCCAAUAGGAGAUGGCAUUCCUGGAAAGGAUCUCUUCUGCAGUAUGACUGGAAGGACGGUUGAGAUAAAGUUCUCUCAGAACACACUGGAAGACGUAAGAAUGCUCAUGGAAAACAAGACAUCUAUUAAAGUUACUGACAGUGUUAAGGGAAAAGACUCGAGGUGUUCAGGGCCACUAUUAAUACACAGACACGUCAUGGGUCAUAGAAGCAGUGGAACGUCUGAAAAUGCCUAUUUGAAUACAAGUGUGCCUUGUGUUGUUUUACUAAAGGAGGAAUGGAGCACCUUGAACACCUGUGAAAUGGUGGCCUUUCCAAUGGAAGGGAAUGUUAAGCCAAAAAAAAAAAAAAAACCACACACACAUAUGGGAGUCAAGUUUGAUCGCUUUAGCACUAUCAAGUGUAAACCCUCGCCUUAAAAAUGAGGCACUUAUUCUUGCAAAAAAAAAAAAAAAGACUGUGCAAUACUGCUUCGUUAUGUAAUAACAGUGAUGUCUCUGUAUACCGGCGUCUUUUCUCCUCUCUUUUUAGUCCAUUCUGUUCUUAUCUUCAUUUCACUUGCACUUCUCUGUAUCAGAGUUUCAUAUCAUUUCAUUUCUCUUGAAAAUGUUAAAUACCUCUUUGCAGACCCUUGCUGGAAUUAUGUAGGAAGCGAUCAUAAACACCAAUUUUAUGCUUUUCUUUCUAAUCUAUGAUAACAAUGUCCAAAGGUUGCAACACUGUCUUAUCUUAGUUUGCCAGUGGAUUCCUUAAGACACAUAUUAACUGUUUUAUGAAAUGGAUCAACCACCCAGGUUGAUGAGGGUUUUUUUUUUUUUUCUUGGCCUCUUUGUGAACGCGGAAAUAUUAUUAACAUAGUUACUGUUGUGUGUUUUCAGUUACAUGUGCAAAUGAGUUUCAAUGGCUCAGAGCUUGCCAACAAACUGCAGUAAUUGUUUUUUCCUGCAAUAGAACAGGCCAACUAAUGUCCUUGUAAUUUCCUAUUAUAAGAAACAAGCGCUGGGUUUCAGUGGAAUGUGUUUAAUGUUAAGGCCUUUUAACUACUGCUCACUGAGAGCUUGAUGUUUGUCUUCUGCGUCUGGACAGCAUGCAGGACAACUCAGUGCUAUGUCAAUAACUGCUGUUUUUUUUUUCCUCUAAUAUCAAGGGAAAGGCUAUUUUUUUAGCCUUCAGCUGAAAAGAUGCAGAUACUUGAAUGUUUCAUUUGACAGCCUGCAGGGCCUAUAUCAUGUUGUAAAGUAGCAUGCUUAGAAAAAAAAAUUAUUUAUUUAAUUUAUUGAGCUCACUUAUUUAUAUUUUGUACCUCAUUUACAGACAAGGUUUUUUUUUCUCUCAAAUAAAU